AUGAAGUGCAAGGGGAAGCGGUCCACUCCGGUCUCUAAUCCAGGAUAUUUAAAUGGAUUUAACUGCCUCGGUGGUGUAGUGGCUAGCAUGUACGGCUGCACACCCGGAGGUCCUGGGUUCGAGUCCCGGGUCGGGCCAAGCUUAGUUAUUGAGUCUUUCUGUAUAGUAAGUCUCAGUAACAGCCCGGAGUUGGAUUUCUUACAAACAAUGAUAAAGAUAUUUUAUUGGUCACGUUGGGUCGGAAUAGUGGGUCUGGAGUCAUUUGUAUGGAAAAUAUGGGCUUCUCUGUUGUUAUCCUUGCUUUUAGCUAUAGAAGGGGAAGCAAUUUGGAAAGUAGUAACAGCAUUAGCUGGUUGGGCUAUUGAUAUGGCAGGACAUAGAAGUGUAACAGCCAGAUUUGCCGGCUCACUAUUCUAUGCAUCGUCAAUCUUAGGUUUGAUACAAUGUUGGAGGCUAUCUAGCUCUUGGGAAGAUAUAUCAAAAUACUGGGCGUCAGUGGAAUGGAUAGUGAACAUAAAAUGUAUGCUUCCAGAUAGAACAUUAAAGAAACGAAUGUAUAGAGUCGUAAUUUUUGUUGCAAUUUGUAGUAUAUUUGAACAUGUAAUGGACAUGGUGGGCUCAUUUGACUUUCAAUGUUCUGGGCCUUUGUGUUUACGGAAAUAUAUAUUGAAGUCGCAUGGGUUUUUGCUUUUAGAAUUCGAAUACUCACACUGGAUAGGAGUCCCUCUCCUUUUUAUGAGUAUAAUAGCAACUAUAAUAUGGAAUUUGCAAGACUUGAUAAUAAUUCUGAUAAGUAUGGGACUGACAUCGAGAUAUAAGAGAUUAAACCGAUGUGUAGAAAUUGUAGCCGCUAAAAAUAAUAGGGAACAAAAUUCUAAUACGGAUAUGGAGUUCUUAAAAGUCAACACAUGGCGUAAAAUACGAGAGGCAUAUGUAAAACAGGCGAUGUUGGUACGACGAAUUGACAAUUCUUUAAGCGGCAUCGUUCUAAUAUCUACAUUUUUUAACUUUUAUUUCAUUUGCUUACAACUUUUUCUAGGGAUAACAAUAGGCUUUUCAGGAGUUCCACUAAAACAAAUAUAUUAUAUAGUAUCGCUAGUAUGGAUAUGUAUUCGAACUGGUUGCACAGUGCUCGCAGCCGCUGAUGUCAAUAAGCACUCUAAGUUAGCACUACCUUAUUUAUACGAAUGUCAAGGGCAGUUUUAUAAUAUAGAGAUGGAAAGGCUACAAAAGCAGUUGAGCAAGGAUUACGUUGCGUUAACUGGGAUGGGCUUUUUCAGUUUAAAUCGUAAUGUCAUAUUACAGAUGGCAGCGAGCGUGAUGACUUACGUUUUAGUACUAGUCCAGUACGACGAUACCGACUCAAGUUCUUCAAACGUAACAAAAACAAAU
Brenthis ino (lesser marbled fritillary) is the source of this 1392-nucleotide messenger RNA. The record is from the annotation of a GenBank genome assembly. NCBI's taxonomy places the organism in Eukaryota, Metazoa, Arthropoda, Insecta, Lepidoptera, Nymphalidae.